Messenger RNA from Podarcis lilfordi (Lilford's wall lizard), 312 nucleotides. The record is from the annotation of a GenBank genome assembly. NCBI's taxonomy places the organism in Eukaryota, Metazoa, Chordata, Lepidosauria, Squamata, Lacertidae.
AUGUCUGGUCGUGGCAAAGGAGGCAAGGGGCUCGGCAAAGGAGGCGCCAAGCGCCACCGCAAGGUUCUCCGAGACAACAUCCAGGGCAUCACCAAGCCCGCCAUCCGACGCUUGGCUCGCCGAGGCGGAGUCAAGCGCAUCUCGGGGCUCAUCUAUGAAGAAACGCGUGGCGUCCUCAAGGUCUUCCUGGAGAACGUCAUCCGCGAUGCGGUCACUUACACGGAGCAUGCUAAGAGGAAGACUGUCACGGCCAUGGACGUUGUCUACGCCCUGAAGCGGCAAGGACGGACUCUGUACGGCUUCGGAGGCUAA